Nerophis lumbriciformis (worm pipefish) is the source of this 2505-nucleotide messenger RNA. RefSeq names its product musculoskeletal, embryonic nuclear protein 1a (gene mustn1a). Gene Ontology annotation, biological process: tissue regeneration; chondrocyte proliferation; chondrocyte differentiation. Gene Ontology annotation, cellular component: nucleus. Lineage: Eukaryota; Metazoa; Chordata; Actinopteri; Syngnathiformes; Syngnathidae. The record is from RefSeq and is a predicted model, not a curated record.
UUUUUGUUUAAUUGGUUUUUAAUCGUCAUUAUUUACUUCAAGUUACAGUAUGUCUCUAUAUACAUAUUUAUUUUAUUUUUUUAAUACAUUUUGGCCAAAGGGGGCACAUUUCAAUUUCUUACACACACUUGUUAUUUCAUAUGUUGACCAGAGGGGGAGCACUUUUAAAAGCGACACUCACAGUCAAUUUGAAGAAUCCCUCCUUUUUGGGACCACCCUCAUUUUGAUAGACUUCACCACCAGGGGUGCAAAUGAGAUCUCUAUUUUUUUUGUUUUUUGUAAUGUGCUUAAGGCCAAUGACAAAGGAGUCAGGGACCACAGAUGGCCCCUGUGCCGCACUUUGGGCGACCCAGAUGUAGAAGCUAACUGUUAAUGGCCACUAUAGUCUUAGUAGCGUAGUGUAUUUGUUCAUCCUAUGGUCACAUAUGGGACGCGGGUUGUCUUACGUUAGUAAAAUCAGCUGUUCACCUGGCGGGUUUUUUCGGGGAAGUCCUUUAGCUGCCGUCUUCUUUUAUCAUAUACUGCUGCCUUUGCACCUGUCAAUGUUUACUUUUGUAUGUACAUUAAAUCAACAAAAAAAUCCUGACUUUGGAGCAAUGUUCACACACUCUAGUAUUUGUCUCUCUAUUAGAUGCAAUGGUUUUCUGUAUUGGGACCAUGAUUCAUGUCAUCACUUGUUCACACCUCCUCAUAUGGAAGCUACUUUUCCUUCCUCAUGUCUCAAGAAGGGUAGCAAUACAAGAACACACACACACACACACACACACAUGACAUCAUUUGUUAGUCUUUUAAAAGCAUUUCCUGUCCUCCUGAGACUGACUUGUGUCCAUGAAGGGACUGCACCCAGGACUAAACAGCAGAGAGCGCUUGUCCGACAUGUCUCAACUUGCAAAGGAAGGAGAAGAAAUGCAGCGUCCCGCAGGGAGAGAGGACCGCCUGACUGACGACCAGAAGAAAGUGGCGAGCAGCGGACCAAAGAAGAGCAAGACGCUGCAAGUCAUGGAGGAGUGUGAGAAAAGGGGUGAAGUCGCUCCAUCGGUGUUUGGCGGCGUGAAGUCAGGAGGAAACACCAGGAAGUAGAUGUGCCACUUCUCUUCCCCUCCCCAAGACAAGGCACUUUUUCACUCUGUUUCAUAAAUAACAUCUGAGCUGGACAACACACAUGUGCUAUUAGGAACAAUAAUACAAUGUCUCCCAUGACAAUGUCACAAGUAGAGAUGUCCGAUAAUGGCUUUUUUUGCCGAUAUUCCGAUAUUGUCCAACUCUUAAUUACCAAUUCCGUAAUCAACCGAUAACAACACAUUAUUAUGCCUAAUUUUGUUGUGAUGCCCCGCUGGAUGCAUUCAACAAUGUAACAAGGUUUUCCAAAAUAAAUCAACUCAAGUUAUGGAAACAAAAUGCCAACAUGGCACUGCCAUAUUUAUUAUUGAAGUCACAAAGUGCAUUAUGUUUUUUAACAUGCCUCAAAACAGCAGCUUGGAAUUUGGGACAUGCUCUCCCUAAGAGAGCAUGAGGAGGUUGAGGUGGGCGGGGUUGAGUUGGGGGGGUAGGGGUGUGUUGCGUUUGACUAAGGGAGAUGACGGCAACAGACACCAGGGGGCGGUAAUGUUCAAUGAUUUAAUGUAUACAUACUUAAAAUAUAUAUAUAUAAUAAUAAUACUAAUAAACUAUAGAAUGGUGUGUGUGACUAUGUGUGUAGAUUAGCUGUUGAGUGUUACCGUAAAUGUUGAAUGAGGAAGCAGACAAAACCAAAGAGGGCAACGUAGAAGGGACCCGAGAUUCGCGCGAGGUCCGUGGGGCAGAGAGAGUAGUCGAGGAACGAGGGAGGCAGUCAGAGUCCAGAGGGAGAUCAAGGGAGAAGUGAGACACACAGCUCACUUUCUGGGUCACGGAGGGUAGGUACACCAUUGAGAAAGUUCCUGCAAGGAUCCUUGAGGAGGUUUAGGUGGGCGGGGUGUAGCGGGGGGUGUAUAUUGUAGCGUCCCGGAAGAGUUAGUGCUGCAAGAGAUUCUGGGUAUUUGUUCUGUUGUGUUUAUGUUGUGUGACGGUGCGGAUGUUCUCCCGAAAUGUGUUUGUCAUUCCUGUUUGGUGUGGGUUCACAGUGUGGCGCAUAUUUGUAACAGUGUUAAACUUGUUUAUACGGCCACCCUCAGUGUGACCUGUAUGGCUGUUGACCAAGUAUGCGUUGCAUUCGCUUGUGUGUGUGAAAAGCCGUAGAUAUUAUGUGCCUUUAAGGUUUAUUGGCGCUCCGUACUUCUCCCUACGUCCGUGUACACAGCGGCCUUUUAAAAAGUCAUACAUUUUACUUUUUGAAACCGAUAAUUUCCGAUAUUACAUUUUAAAGCAUUUAUCGGCCGAUAAUAUCUGACUACCGAUAUUAUCGGACAUCUCUAAUGUCAAUAACAAGUCAGCAUUGUUAUCUUACAUCUCUCAUACGUUGUGCAGGUGUACCUAAUUACAUAAUAUACGGUGACACUCUAGUCAAUAAACUAAUAUUUGACAUGG